AUGGUGAAGGCGGCGGGGGGCGAUGGAGCUGAGGCCGGGGCUGGGGUCGCGCUGUGCCGGGAGAGGACAGGCCCGGUGGGGCGGGGGCUGCCCGCUCUGCGUCCCCCGGCCCCUCCCGCUGUCCCCCGGCCCAGGCCCCGCACUCACCGGCGCUGCUGCUGCUGCUGCGCUGCGGCGGCGCCCGCCGGGAUGCGGCUCCGUCCCCGCCCCGCCGGGUCCCGCUGCCGUUCCCGGUCCCCGCCGCAGCCCCGGCCCCGCCGCCGUUUCUUCCGCUCCGGAGACACCGACGAACCACGUGGGCACCGGGCGGCCGCCAGCCCCUCCCCCGCCACGCGCCGGGGCCGCCCCCGGGGCUGUGACCCCCCCCAACCCCCCCACCUCCGGGGCACGGCCGGUCCCGACCCCCGGACCCCUCCCGUGCCCGGCGGAGACCCCGAGGGCCGGGGGGCUUCUCCCUUCAUCCCGGGGGUCACCGGCAUCGCGGAGCCGCAUCCCCGCGUGGCGGGGGCUGGGCUCUGGGAUGACGCCUUGGAUAUCCUGGAGAGAGCCUGGAGGGGCACGGACAGACCCCUGGCGUGGGGGGGGCUGAAGGAUGCCCCGAGGGAUGGGGACGGCUCCAGAGCCACCUCUGCUGCCCGGUUCCAUGGGAACCCUUGGGAAAACAGGGAAAACCAGUCCUCCCUUCCCAGCAGCGGGGAUUCAGGCAGGGCGGGAACGGAACCGGAACCGGAACCGGCCACCGGAACCGGAACCGGCCACCGGAACCGGAACCGGCCACCAGAACCGGCCACCGGAACCGGAACCGGCCACCGGAACCGGAACCGGCCACCGGAACCGGAACCGGCCACCAGAACCGGAACCGGCACCGGAACCGGCCACCGGAACCGGCACCGGAACCGGCACCGGAACCGGCCACCGGAACCGGCCACCGGAACCGGCCACCGGAACCGGAACCGGCCACCGGAACCGGCCACCGGAACCGGAACCGGCACCGGAACCGGCCACCGGAACCGGAACCGGCCACCGGAACCGGCACCGGCACCGGCCACCGGAACCGGAACCGGCCACCGGAACCGGCCACCGGAACCGGAACCGGCCACCGGAACCGGCCACCAGAACCGGAACCGGCCACCGGAACCGGCCACCGGAACCGGAACCGGCCACCGGAACCGGCCACCAGAACAGGAACCGGCCACUGGAACCGGCCACCAGAACCGGAACCGGCCACCGGAACCGGCCACCGGAACCGGAACCGGCAACCGGAACCGGCCACCGGAACCGGCCACCGGAACCGGAACCGGCCACUGGAACCGGCACCGGAACCGGCCUCCGGAACCGGCCACCAGAACCGGAACCGGCCACCGGCCACCAGAACCUGCCACCGGAACCGGCCAUGGAACUGGCCACCGGAACCGGACACCGGAACCGGCCACCGGAACCGGCACCGGAACCGGCCACAGGAACCGGAACCGGCCACCAGAACCGGAACCGGCCACUGGAACCGGCCACCGACACCGGAACCGGCCACCGGAACUGGAACCGGCCACCAGAACCGGCCACCAGAACCUGCCACCGGAACCGGACCCGGAACCAGAACCGGAACCGGCCACCGGACCCGGAACCAGAACCGGAACCGGCCACCGGACCCGGAACCAGAACCAGAACCUGCCACCGGAACCGGACAUGGAACUGGCCACCGGACCCGGCCACCGGAACCGGCACCAGAACCGGAACCGGCCACCAGAACCAGAACCAGCACUGGCCACCAGGAGCGAGGAAAAAUUCCGCUCCCGACCCGGCGAGAAAUUCGGGAAGAGGCAAAGAAAAAAAUAUUAA
Cinclus cinclus is the source of this 1836-nucleotide messenger RNA. RefSeq names its product mediator of DNA damage checkpoint protein 1-like. The record is from RefSeq and is a predicted model, not a curated record. Lineage: Eukaryota; Metazoa; Chordata; Aves; Passeriformes; Cinclidae. The transcript is spliced from 6 exons. Bases 1 to 1836 code for a protein of 611 amino acids.